UGUUCAAAAUUCACCAAGCACUCAGCGGAAAUUUUCUUCCUUUCUUCUGCCCUGAAUGUUUCCCCAAACAUGAAGGCAAUAAGUUUAUUCAUCUUGGUGGGAUUUACAGGAGAGUUCCAGAUUUUUUCAAGCGCCAUCUCUCCGAUCAAUUGCCAGUGGGAUUCCUAUGGCCCGUGGUCAGAAUGCAGCGGUUGUACCAAGACUCAGACCCGCAGGCGGUCAGUUGCUGUUUAUGGGCAGUAUGGCGGCCAUCCUUGUGUCGGAAAUGCAUUUGAAACACAAUCCUGUGAGCCUACCCGAGGAUGUCCAACAGAAGAGGGAUGUGGAGAGCGUUUCAGGUGUUUUUCAGGCCAGUGCAUCAGCAAGUCUUUGGUUUGCAAUGGGGAUUCUGACUGUGAAGAAGAUAGUGCCGAUGAAGACAGAUGUGAGGACUCAGAAAGCAGACCUUCCUGCGACCUUGAUAAACCCCCACCCCCCAAAGUAGAACUUACCGGAAAUGGUUACAAUGAACUCACUGGCCAGUUUAGGAACAGAGUCAUUAACACUAAAAGUUUUGGUGGUCAAUGCAGAAAGGUGUUUAGUGGAGAUGGAAGGCGUUUCUAUAGACUGAGUGGAAAUAUCCUCUCCUAUACAUUUCAGGUGAAAAUAAAUAAUGAUUUUAAUUAUGAGUUUUACAACAGUAGCUGGUCUUAUGUAAAGCAUACCUGGGCAGUACAUACGUCGUCCAGUAGCAAAAGCUCCUUUUUUAGGUCUUCGUCAUCUUCUUCGUAUAGUCAUAGUUCAAGUACCAAUGAAAUCCACAAGCAAAAGAGUCAUCAAUUGUUGGUUGUCCAGAACACUGUGGAAGUGGCUCAGUUUGUCAACAACAAUCCGGAAUUUCUACAACUUGCUGAGCCCUUCUGGAAGGAGCUCUCCUUCCUUCCCUCUCUGUAUGACUACAGUGCCUACCGAAGAUUAAUCGACCAGUACGGGACACAUUAUCUGCAGUCUGGGUCCUUAGGUGGAGAGUACAAAGUUCUGUUUUAUGUGGACUCAGAAAAAAUCAAAGAAAGCGGUAUUAGUUCGUCAGAUAUAAACACAUGUACUUCGUCAGCUUCCAACUAUUUAUUUUAUACGUCAUCAGACAGCACAUGCGAGAAGCUGAAGAAUGCCUUAAAAUCAAGUACAGGAACUAAGAGCAAUAUUCUGCGAGGGGACCCAUUUGUCAGUGGGGGAAGUCCAGGCUUCGUGAGUGGCCUCAAUUACCUGGACCUGGACGAUCCUGCUGGAAAUAAAAAGCGAUAUGCUUCGUGGGCGGGAUCUGUGACUAAUUUUCCUCAAGUCAUAAAACAAAAGCUGACACCGCUGUAUGAGCUGGUAAAGGAAGUGCCCUGUGCCUCUGUGAAAAGACUAUACCUGAAGCGGGCCCUUGAGGAAUAUCUGGAUGAAUUUGACCCCUGCCAUUGCCGACCUUGUCAAAAUGGCGGCAUUGCCACCAUCCAGGGGACCCAGUGUCAUUGCCAUUGCAAACCAUACACGUUUGGUGUCGCCUGUGAGCAAGGAGUCCUGAUAAGAAAUGAAGCAGGAGGAGUUGAUGGAGGUUGGAGUUGCUGGUCCUCUUGGGGCCCCUGUGUUCAAGGGAAGAAAUCGAGGAGCCGAGAAUGCAAUAACCCGCGUCCCAGUGCAGGCGGGCAGUCCUGUAUCGGAGAGCCGACUGAAAGCAGGCCCUGCGAGGAGGAGGAGGAACUGCAGCAUCUGCGAUUGCUUGAACCACAUUGUUUUCCUUUGUCUUUGGUUCCAAAAGAAUUCUGUCCAUCGCCUCCUGCCUUGAAGGAUGGAUUUGUUCAAGAUGAAGGUACCAUGUUUCCUGUUGGGAAAAACAUAGUAUAUACUUGCAAUGAAGGAUACUCUCUUAUUGGAGACCCUGUAGCCAGAUGUGGAGAAGAUUUACAGUGGCUUGUUGGGGAAAUGCAUUGUCAGAACACCACUUCAACCCUGGCGGUGCCUGAAUGUCAGCUCUGGGAGAAACUGCAGAAUUCAAGAUGUGUUUGUAAAAUGCCUUAUGAAUGUGGAUCGUCCUUGGCUGUAUGUGCGCGAGAUGAGAGAAGCCAAAGGAUACUGGCUCUGACCGUUUGCAAGCUGCACGUUCUCCGCUGUCAGGGGAGAAAUUACAUUCUUGCUGAAAGGGAGAGCUGCACUCUGCCUGCCCCAGCCCAGAAAGCCUGUGGUGCCUGUCCGCUCUGGGGAAAAUGCGAUGCCCAGAGCAGCAAAUGUGUCUGCAGAGAAGCAUCGGAGUGCGAGGACGGCGGCUUUAGCGUCUGCGUGGAAAUGAACGGUGUGGAGCAGACCAUGACCGAGUGCGCAGCCGGUGCGCUCAGGUGCCGAGGGCAGGGCGUCAAGGUCACCAGCACACUGCCCUGCGGGGCUGGGACCUCGUAGGCUCCCAUGCCCAUCGGCUGGUUCCGAAUCUCGCAGCUGCCGGGGCUGAGUUUAACCGUACACAGCUCUGUCAUUUCUCUCAACUGCCAGCCACCUGUAGAAGCCCAGCCCUGCGUUCUGCCACACCUGGAUCGAGAUGCUCCCGUCCUUCCUAUUUAAAAUGCCAGUUAGGGUGACCAGUACGCAUGAACCCUUGCAUGAGUAACUGUGUUCUUGGACAAAUUGCUAACUCGUCUGGACUCUGACUUCUUCAUCUGAAAAUGAGAGGAUUAGACCAGAGCAACUGGAAAACUCCAUUCAGCCCUGUGAUUCUUUUAAGUAUGAUGGACUCCACCCAUGGACCAGAAACACAAGGCACAAACGGUUUAGGAAAACAGUAAGAUUAGAGAGGUUGGCUUCCCUCAGUGGAACUGAAUGCAAACGGGACCUUAAAUGGAAAAAGACAGAUGCAGUUAUCCGUCCCAAGUAGUAAUGUCAUGCCCGGCCCUGUGGACUCAAGCACCAUAUGUAGGGAUCCUUAAGUCUUGCCGGGAGAUGGAGUCACUGAAAUUUUAGAACCGAGUUUAUUGUGGUACCUUCAGUCUUCUUGUCGAUCAACAAACAUAAUCCCAUCUUCUCUUUGGGGCUUUUCUUUGGUGUGUGUCAAACACAAGAACUGUAAUUUGCCCACUUUCUCCCCUUUUCUUUUGUAGGAAACAUCAGUUCAUGCCUGAGCUGUUGUGGAGUGAUUGUAUAUUUGACAGAACAGUUUUCUCUAAUGUGAAUAAUGCUUGGAGUUUUUCAGGGGGCCAUAUAGGUACAUCAAUGGGAGACAUUGGCCUUCUAUUUAUUCCUUAUUCAUCUUUCAUCAAAACGAAAAAGCAGCUGUGGGAGAUGAAAUGAGUGGGCUUAAAUGGAAUUUAAAAUACGCUUUUAUAUACAAAUAAUAUCUGUGUACUUUUCUGAUACUGAUAAAGACGUUUCAACAAAACCUUAGUUAAAAUGACGGUGAUUAAAAUCUCAUUAAAGACACUAUCCUUUGGA
This is a messenger RNA of Suricata suricatta (meerkat), 3441 nucleotides long. It is a transcript of the gene C7, whose product is annotated as complement C7. Bases 70 to 2418 code for a protein of 782 amino acids. The record is from RefSeq and is a predicted model, not a curated record. Gene Ontology annotation, cellular component: membrane attack complex. Gene Ontology annotation, molecular function: protein binding. The transcript has 17 exons. NCBI's taxonomy places the organism in Eukaryota, Metazoa, Chordata, Mammalia, Carnivora, Herpestidae. Gene Ontology annotation, biological process: immune response.